AGCGAGCUUUUGGGUAUUUAUGGGCCACACUCUUCUUCCUCCCACAAACUCUGGUCUGGACAAGACUUUAAUCUUCAUUUUUGUCUUCCAGCAACUUCGAAUCCUUGAUGAUUGAACUAUCUCCUGAGCCAACUUCUUUCCUUCCUCCGCUGCGCGAUGAUGACCGUUCGAGCUGUCAACACCUGCUAUCUCCUUCGCUCCGGUUCUCCGCCGCCGCUCUCCUCUUUCUGUUGCCGCUUCAACCAUUUCAGUAGCUUGGACUUGUCCCGCGGCUAUGGAUUGCAGUUACGGUUGAGGUUCCCGGCACUUCGCGGCGAGCUGGUGAACUUUGGUCAUGGAGGCGUUCGAAGUUGCUGCUUCCACAGUCUCCUUGAAAGCGCCAUGGCAGAGCUCGCCUCCUAUGGCAGACGCAGGAGAGUUCCAGCUGUUGCGGUGAAAUUGACAAGCAGUGGAGAGCUUCUGGAUGAUAAACCUGGAAGCCAAACGCUGGUGGAGGGAUUGCUGCUGGAGUUCAAGAAGGAUUCUGAUAGGUUACUCCUGGCAGUGGCACAGAAACCAGACGGCAAGAAGAAUUGGAUGGUGUACGAUCAGGUUCUUCUACUACAAACAAGCAUGUUGACUAGGAAUGGAGUUACUUCUUCCAUUAGACCCCAGCAGAUUACGUACAUUGUCCCUGGGGUUGAAAAGUUUGAUCAAACAGAAAUCUCUAGCUUUAUUCAGAAAGCUGAAGAUAACUUGGAUCCAUCACUUCUUGAGUUUGCUUGGGUUGAGCUUCUUGAAAAUAAUAAGUCCGUGACAGCAGAAGAACUAGCUGAGAUGAUUUUUGGUAGUGCGGAGCCCCUUGAGAGUUACUGUGCACAUCUUUUGCUAACAAGAGAUAACUUGUACUUUACUGUACGGGAGAAUAAAGGCUCUCGUUCUGUUUAUGUACCUCGAACCACUGAACAGGUGAACUCUCUUGUAGUCUUGAUAGACGUAGAUGAAUUUAUGAUAAAGAACCUUGCAAAGGAAGCAGCUGACCGAGAACUGAACGAGUUUCUACAACUGUUGAAAUCUGCUAAAGCAAUGCCUUCACAUGCAAAACCUCCGAAAUCUUCAUGGAUGAUCGAAGAGAAAUUCCAAUCCAAGAUUCAGUCUAUCGAAGCUUAUGCUAUUGACGAAUUUACAAGCGAGGACCAAAAGAAAACUGCAGGGGAGAUCCUCAAGGCAAUGGGAAUGACUAAAACAUCAUCCUCUGCUGUAAAUCUCCUAAUAGCAAUUGGCUAUUUUCCUGUCCAUGUCAAUCUUGAUCUGUUGAAGUUGAACAUUCGUACUGAUCAUUCGGAGGAGAUGAAUUUGGCUGCUGAAAACAUGUUGUCAGAGUGUCCUGACCCAGACCAUUUUGAGAGACAGGAUCUUACUCACCUAAAGGUUUAUGCCAUCGACGUUGAUGAGGCUGAUGAGCUUGAUGAUGCUCUAAGUGCAACAAAGUUACAGGAUGGCCGUAUCAGAGUCUGGAUACAUGUUGCAGAUGCCACUCGAUAUGUACAGCCUGGAAGUUUUCUGGACAGGGAAGCAAUGAGAAGGGCAACUUCUGUUUUCUUGCCCACUGCUACAUAUCCUAUGUUUCCAGAGAAGCUUGCCAUGCAGGGAAUGAGUCUGAAACAAGGAGAGAUUUGCAAUGCUGUUACAGUAUCAGUAGUUCUGAACUCUGAUGGCUGGCUUUUCCUACUUCUGACUAUUCUCCUUUGUUGGUGCACUAGCAUUGCUGAAUACUCUGUGGAUAACUCAAUCAUCAAACCAACAUACAUGCUGACUUAUGAAAGUGCUUCAGAGCUACUUAAUUUGAAUCUGGAAGAGGAAGUCGAAUUAAGAAUCCUUUCCGAGGCUGCAGCUCUGCGCCUUCGUUGGCGUCGUCAGCAGGGGGCAGUGGACACACAGAAUAUAGAAACUCGAAUUAAAGUGGUGAAUCCUGAUGAUCCAGAGCCGUCGAUCAACCUCUAUGUUGAGAACCAGGCUGAUCAUGCAAUGCGGCUUGUAACUGAGAUGAUGGUACUAUGUGGUGAAGUUAUAGCGACUUUUGGAUCUCAGAACAACAUACCUUUGCCGUACAGAGGACAGCCUCAAUCAAACAUUGACGUGUCUGCAUUUGCUCAUCUUCCUGAGGGACCUGUUAGGACUGCUGCUAUCAUUAAAAUUCUGCGUGCAGCUGAGAUAGACUUCAGGAAGCCUAUACGCCAUGGGAUUUUGGGGCUUCCUGGAUAUGUUCAGUUUACUUCUCCCAUUCGCAGAUACCUUGACCUGCUUGCACACUAUCAGGUGAAAGCAUUUCUGAGAGGAGAUUCUCCUCCUUUCUCAGCCGGUCAGCUGGAAGGAGCAGCAGCCUCGGUAAAUAUGCAGACUCGCCUGAUACGAAAGCUCAGCAGUACGAGUUUACGCUAUUGGAUAAUAGAAUAUCUGAGGAGACAACCAAAGCAGAGAAGAUACCGCGCUCUGAUUCUUAGAUUCAUCAAAGAUCGCGUAGCAGCCUUGCUACUAGUAGAUGUUGGAUUUCAAGCAUCGGCAUGGGUAUCCACCGGAUCAGGGAUCGGAGACGAGGUGCGAGUUAAGGUGGAGGAAGCGCGUCCACGGGAGGAUUAUAUUUCUCUAAAGGAGGCCUUGUGAAUGAAUGAAUGAAUGAAUGAAAGAAUGUGUGUCUAUAGAGGGAAUGAUUUUUGUUGGUAGAGUUAUGUCAUCAGAGUGGUCAACUCUUCAUUCUUGUUGGCCCAUCUCCCAUAUCAAAGCAUGCACAGGGAGUUCCUAGCAGUUGGCAGUUGCAGGAAGUUAAUGACCUCUGCUACCUGCCACUGGCAAAGCACGGAAAUUCGUAAUAGCCUUGAUUUGACGGCUGCGUGGAAAGUGUGCAGAUCUGUAGGUAACUAACUUGUCGUGAUUUUGCUCCCAACCCCCACGCCCCAGGUAGUGUAUUCAUUCCUCCUUGCAUUCAUUCCUACAGUAUUAAAUCAUCUUCUAGGGUAAUUGUAGAGAUUUGGAUGAUUUUCAAAACCUGUGGUGGUAAUGUGUAUCGGUGUUCGGUUAAAACCGUUCCAAACCGGUUAUAUUUCGAUUUGGAGCUUAGAGAGUAGUACAUGGUGAAUACUUUGACGCCGUUUGCGCUCCUCUAUCUCUUCUAUAUAAGUUCCACUUUCCCCAGAAGGAGUUCAUCCAUUCUCUGCUUACAAUUACAUGUUUCUUUUACAAUAACUUAAUACAAAAACAACCAAAGAAUGCCACCCCAGAAACCUACAUAUACUUGAAAGGAAUCAGCAUGGUGAGUAGUCUCCUCCUCACAAAUCGUAUAUCAUGAAAACACACACAAGUAAACGAAGAUCCACCGACCGGAUUGAUCUUCAUCACAAUCCAUCACCUCAGCACUCUGUUGGAGCUCAACUGGAAGUUAUCUUCCCCUGCAACAGUUGAAUGCAGCCUUCCAGCUGCCCAACCAUUGUUUGUGAACUGAGCACCUGCCCGAGCUGGAUCCCCGACUACACGGGUUCCCUCCAGCCGGUCUUCAAACUCAGGAAGGCCACUUGCUUUCCUCUCUUUCCUCUUUCUUCUAUCCUCGUCCCUCUCUUUCCUCAGCCAACUUUCAACCGUUCUCUGCAGUGAGAGGUUACUAAUCUGCUUGACUUUGGCCAUUGGCAUUGCUAAUUGCAACUUCCCAUGAGCCACAUACACCAUAUGAGUUGGCCAUUCCUCUAAGCCAUCAAAUAUGUGAGUGGCGUAGAUGAUGGUGGCGCCUCUUUCCUCACAUUCCUUCCUUAGAAACUUCAGAAGAUCAGCUCGGGCUAGCACAUCGAGGUCGACUGUUAUCUCAUCAAGUAGAAGAACCUUGAAUGGUCUAAGGAGGCCCAUACAGAUCUGUACUCUUCUUCUCUGCCCAUCAGAAACCUUGUGCAGUCUCCAUGAGAGAUCAAUAUCCAAUACCUUGAUGAGCUCAGCUCUUCUGUCAGGGUGAAUACCGGCCACACCAAAUAUCAUCUUCUCUGCAGAAAUGUCCAUUUGAAUUGGCACCUCGAACCCAGCAAAAGCAACAUCCCUUCGCCACUGCACUACCCACCAACAAAUCUCCGAUUCAUACAAAAGGGUUUGUUUCAAUCCAGAUUUGUUAACUGCCUUCUUACUAAGAAGAAGCGGAGAGACUAAAAAAAAUGGCGCAAACUGAACUGACCUCUCCUCCGAGAU
Molecule: messenger RNA, 4203 nt
Organism: Linum tenue
Lineage: Eukaryota; Viridiplantae; Streptophyta; Magnoliopsida; Malpighiales; Linaceae
Source: the annotation of a GenBank genome assembly